Messenger RNA from Amphimedon queenslandica, 973 nucleotides. Its product is annotated as 60S ribosomal protein L7a-like. The coding region runs from base 54 to 887 and encodes 277 amino acids. Gene Ontology annotation, biological process: ribosome biogenesis. NCBI's taxonomy places the organism in Eukaryota, Metazoa, Porifera, Demospongiae, Haplosclerida, Niphatidae. Gene Ontology annotation, cellular component: ribonucleoprotein complex. The transcript is spliced from 7 exons. The record is from RefSeq and is a predicted model, not a curated record. Gene Ontology annotation, molecular function: RNA binding.
CUCUUCAAUACUCCCACCUUCUCCACGUGCUUCUUUCUUUUAGGAACAUCAAAAUGCCACCGAAAGCAAAGACUGUCAAGAAGGUGGUUAGGACGACCAAAUCGAAAAAGGUAGCACCUGCUCCUUACAUUGCAAAGGAAGAGAAGGUCAAGAAGAAGAAGUCAAAGAAUCCUCUUAUUGAGAAAAGGACACGCAACUAUGGCAUUGGUGGUCAUAUUCAGCCAAAGCGUGACCUCACUCGGUUUGUCAAGUGGCCACGUUAUGUUCGUAUCCAGAGACAAAGACGUAUUUUGUAUCAGCGAUUGAAAGUCCCUCCGACCAUCAACCAAUUCACGUACACACUGGAGAAACCAACUGUUACUCAGCUGUUUAAAUUUUUUCACAAGUAUCGUCCAGAGUCAAAGGCUCAAAAACGCGAGAGAUUGCGCAAUCUUGCAAAGACAAAGGCUAAAGGCGGUCAGCUACCGGCUGUCAAGAAGAUCAUUGCUGUGAAAUAUGGGAUCCAUAACAUCACCCGACUGAUAGAACAGAAGAAAGCAAUCCUGGUAGCCAUUGCUCAUGAUGUGGACCCAAUUGAACUUGUAGUUUGGUUGCCUGCUUUGUGUAGAAGAAUGAACGUUCCUUACUGUAUAGUCAAGAGCAAAUCAAGGUUGGGCAGAAUUGUUCACAAGAAGACAGCAACUGCUGUAGCACUAGCUCAAAUUAAACCUGAAGACAAGAGCUCUUUUAACAAUCUUGUUGAAUCCAUCAGGAAUAAUUACAAUGAUCGUUUUGAUGAGAUAAGGAGGAGAUGGGGCGGGGGCAUUGUUGGUUCCAAAGCUCAGGCAGUGCGGGCUAAGAUUGAGAAGGCAAAGGCUAAAGAACUGGCGUCUAAAAUGGGAAUGUAGAGAGACUGUCCUUGUUCUGAAAAUAAUUUCUAAAAUUAUGAUAAUGAAUAUUAUUGAUCUGUUAAUAAAUGUUGAAAAACACUGCA